AUGAAUAUUCAACAAGUUCUGCCAUAUCGAGAUACACUUCGAAAACGUAUUAGCAGAGAAAAUGAAACUCCUAACCAAAAUGAAAAGCAUCACGCUGAUGAUCGAGAAAAUAAACGUAAGGAAAGGGGAAAAGAAACUGUAAAAAAGCGUGAGACACGUCUCAAAAGAGACUUCUCAAACCAAAAUAUUAACAUACCUCACGUAGAACCACUUUCCGUUCUUGCCAAAUCUGACCAAAAUCUAUUACAAAAUUUUUACGCAGAAAUUAAUAAACUUACUAAUAUACUUUGUCUUGUAUGUAAUGAGUGCUUUUCAUCUAUUGAGCUCAUAAAGGAAGAAUGCUGCCAUCGUUGCUAUUAUGAUAAGAAUGUGAUAAAAAAAUUCUCCAAAGAAAACAAUAUGGACCUGGGUAAUGUACCUGAGGAAUUACAAGGGCUUACUGAGAUAGAGGAGAUGUUAAUUGCGCAAAUUUUUCCUGUCGUUUCUGUGUAUCGUCUUCGUGGGGGUCAGUAUGCAUACCGUGGCAAUGUUAUCAACUUUCCACAAGAUGUAUCAGAGUUUACAACUCGACUCCCUCGACAUCCUUCAUCGUUGGAUAUUCUUGUUGUGCGUCAUCAAUCUGCGAAUAGUUCAGCGUUCAGAGAUUUCAACAUCUGUCGCGUUAAACUCCCCCAACUUGAAGAUGUAGAAGACGAAUAUUUUGAUAAUAAUGAUAAUGAAGACGAAGACAUAAUAACUAGCAACUUCGUUUCUGCACCUCUUCCAUCUUCUAAUGAAGAAAGUGCUAUUGCCGAUACUCUUGGUCGAAUGCAAGCUAGUAACCUUCCUAUUAUGUGGCUGAAUAUAGAUAGAAAUCCUAUUAAUGAGUUCCAAACUCCUGGGUAUAUUGCACGCGCAUUCCCAACUUUGUAUCCAACUGGAGAUGGCGAUCUUCGGUCAGAACAUGUAAGAGAAAUUAAGCCAGCUGGAUAUUUCUUGCAUCUACUAAAAUACAAAGAUGGAAGGUUUGCACAACAUGCUUGGUGGAGGUACUUUGUGCUAAAUUCGCAGAUGCGAUGGAGGGCACUUCAAGAGGGAAAAGUAUAUGUCAAACAAAGUUUAAAUAGGGAGCAGCUUAAUGUUAAAGAUGUUCAAGAGAUGGUAGAUAAUGAUAAUUGUAUAGCAGAUAAGAUCGUACGAUUUGGUGAGGGUUUGCAUGGAACUCGGCAGUUUUGGAACAAGAGACAGUCUGAACUUAUGGACAUGAUCAGGCAGUUGGGGUCUCAAGGGAUGGUUUUUUUUACUUUCAGCACUGCUGAUCUACAUUGGCCAGAACUUCACGAGCUUAUGCCACAUGGCGAGAAUCUGGUAACGGAACUAGAUACGAGCAAACAAAGACGCCAAGACUUAAUCGACAAUCCACAUAUUGCUGCAUGGUUUGAGUGGCAACAUUGUGGCAGCACUCAUGUACAUGGUAUUGGGAAAAUACAAGAUGUACCAAUUAUUGAAUGGGAAAGAAUGAAAGAGAAUGAGGAGACAAUGAGUAAUGUGGUGCAAUAUUUAGAUUUAUUGGUUACUAUGAUUAAUCCUGGGCUUGACGCACCUGUACCUAAUCAUCAUCUUUGCCAGAAAUGCCCCGAUGAAAUGUAUGAUGACCUACAGGAUUACAUAGAGUUAGUUAACAAGCUGCAACGAUAUACACAUUGCAGUCCUUCAUAUUGUCUUCGUGUAAACUCUACAGGCCAACAAAAUUGCAGAUAUGCAAGUAAAUCAGAACUGCAGUCUGCUGCUUUCUCAGAUAUAUUAAAUCGGAUUCUUAAUAAUAGUAGAACUGGCGAUUCAUCACUUGGCAUGUUUCAGAAAUUAUUGCUCCAUACUAUUGCAGAGCGUGAUAUUUCUACUCAAGAGACAUGCCAUCUCCUCCUCAGUAUUCCCCUCUACCACUCAAGCCAUCGAUUUGUUACUUUGAAUCUUAACAAAGAGGCUCCAUGA
Molecule: messenger RNA, 1971 nt
Organism: Cetraspora pellucida
Lineage: Eukaryota; Fungi; Glomeromycota; Glomeromycetes; Diversisporales; Gigasporaceae
Source: the annotation of a GenBank genome assembly